CAGUAGCGAGCACACAGGUGAACAACACGGACCAGGAAGGACCUGAGAAAGUGAAGUACCUGCAGCGCAGAGGAGAGGAUUAGAGCAUGGCUGAUGAUGUUCGGUACUGCGCGAGGUUCUCUUAUGUCCUCCUGAAGGUUCUGUUGGUGGUUUACGCCACCGUGUUCUGGCUUAUAGGUGGCUUCAUUUUAGCCAUUGGUAUUUAUGCAGAGGUGGAACGGCAGCGCUACAAAUCCCUGGAUAGCAUCUUCCUCGCCCCUGCCAUCAUACUUAUAAUCCUGGGUUUGAUCAUGUUUAUCGUUUCCUUCAUCGGUGUGCUGGCAUCGCUCAGAGACAACCUGACACUCCUUAAAGUGUUUCUCUACACACUGGCUCUCUGUCUCAUCCUGGAGCUGCUGGGCGGAAUUCUUGCUCUGGCAUUCAGGAACCAGACUGUGGAUCUUUUGAACAAAAAUGUUCGGAAAGGCAUGGAGAACUACUAUGAUGAUCUAGAUUUCAAAAACAUCAUGGACUUUAUUCAAAGAAAGUUUAAAUGUUGUGGAGGCAUGGAAUACAAAGACUGGAAUGUGAACAUGUACCACAACUGCUCAGCGCCCGGACCCCAGGCCUGCGGAGUGCCCUACACCUGCUGUGAUCUCAAGCCAAAUGAGGUUGUGAAUACACUCUGCGGAUACAAAGCGCUUGAGAAAGAGAGACUCGAACUCGUAAACACAAUCAAUGUUCGCGGUUGCACUGAUGCCGUCUUCAUCUGGUUCAUGGAUAACUACAAAAUCAUGGCUGGGCUGCUUUUAGGCAUCAUACUUCCUCAGUUUUUCGGGGUUUUUGUGACCUGGCUCUACAUCACUCGUGUGGAGGAUGUCAUCGCUGAGUGUGCAACCUACCAGGACAGCCUGCUUGACAGUGGACGUAAUCCAAAGAAACAGGGCAGGGUGGCAAAGUGCUGCAUUUGUAUGCCAUUGAUUUAUGAAUAGGCCCUGACCUCAGUGACCGUAAGCACUGGACCAAAGAACUCCUGCUCAUAACACAGGGUAAUAUCCAUUUUAGAAUAAUGCUUUUAUAUAUGCAGUUUCAACUUACAAACAUGUUUAUAGAUUUGUAUUUCUGAUAUGUUUUUGACAAUCCUCAGGGUCCUUUAGGCCACCCUUAACAGUUUACAGUGGGUGAAGUCAGGAGUUAAAUACCUUAAAAUAUAAAGCCUUUGCAUUGCAGUGCACUGAAGUUUCUUUUUUAUGAAUGUAAGGGUAGACCAGGGAUGGCUGUAAUACUUAUAAAUUCAUAUAAAUCAAAAACAUUUACACUGGAAUAUCCAAUAGCCAAUGCAAAGCCAUAUACAAAUAAAGCUUUUUCAAAAGCUGUUUUGUAAGAAAAUACUACAUUGUGUUGAUAAAAUAAAAUAGAAUUUUAUGAUAAAAUGUGGAAUUUUUUAUCUCAUUUUCUUUUUCUUUACUUUGUUAUUCUUUUACAGCGGUUAUGUACAAUGCUGUUUUUAAUCUUGCAGUUUUUCACUCAGGUCAGAACUGUUUGUUUGAUUGCUCCUCUGGCCACUUACAAUAUGCACUGUUCAUUUUGAUUGUAGAGGUUUUGGGGUUAACACAAUUUUUAGGGUUUUGCAUUUUCAGUAUAUAUCCAGUGGUGCAUUUAUAUAUGGUGUUGAGUGUGUGUGUUUUUUUUUUGUUUGUUUGUUUUCUUUUUGUGGUGUGUAUUAUAUUACAUUUCCUUCAGUUUUACAAAGGAAUAGAUAUUUAAAAUUGUAGCUCAGGGCUUCUAUUUUCUGGCUGAAUCAGCUGCUUUGGCUUCUAAAGCUCUUAUUCUCCCCAAUUCACUGCAUGAAACACGCCGCAUCCAGGUUUAAAGCUCAGCUUUAGGCAGUAUUGCUUUAGCUUAUCAACAGUUACUGAGAAUGCUUAUCCUAAAUAUGCACUGUUUUCCGUGGCUAUCAUUAUUCUUUUGUUUAUUCUUAUAUUAAAUUAGUGAGUUUAGAGGUUGGUGAGUUAUGGUGUACUGAUGUACUGUAGGUAUAGGUAGGUAAAGGCACAAGACUCCAGGCCAAGUUUUGAAGAUCAGUACAUCAGUGCCAAUAUCUCAUGUUAUAAAAUAAGCCUCAAAUGUAUCAUUGCAGUACCACAUUUGAGUUAUGGAUAUUUUUUUGUUAUAUGUAUUGUUUGUUUGUUUGUUUAUUCCCAUUUUAGCAAGGUAAAUUAACUUUAUUCUAUUAGGCACCUCAGUGCUAAAUCAUCAUCAUUAUCAUCAUAACCAGGCUUUUGGCAACAGAAAAACAGAAGUAAACCAAAAAAAACACUUUUCUCAGGGUGUUAAAAUUGUUUUCAAAUCCAAAACCACUUGAACAGAUUUUGCAUCAUACUUAUAAACCAUCUCUCUCUCUCUCUCUCUCUCUCUCUCUCUCUCUCUCUCUCUCUCUCUCUCUAGAUAGAUAGAUAGAUAGAUAGAUAGAUAGAUAGAUAGAUAGAUAGAUAGAUAGAUAGAUAGAUAGAUAGAGAAUUUAUAAAUGGUUUAUAAAAUGCAUUUAUUGAUUAUUAAAUAGGUAAUAAAUGUUUUAAAAUCAUUAUUAAUAAGUAGUUAAACACAACUAUUAUCAAUACAUGUUACAAUCUUGAGGAUGGUUAUAAUUGGACAGGUUCAGCCUAUAAGAUUGAAGACAUUUUUUUUUCUCUUGUUUUUUAAUAGUGAAUGUUUGGCUGGAUUUGUUAGAUAUGCAUUGCAAAACCAAAAGAUUAGCUAAUAUUAAAGUCAUACUUUAACAGAUUCUUUAUUUGCUUUUCAUUUCUUUAUUAGUCUUGAAAACUUGAACCUGGUUUAAGAGAAAUAUGGACAAAACCUAAAAACAAGGUCAUAUGUUUCUCUAUGGCAGUGUCCAUGCUUCAUCAGAUGUCCUAUAAUAUAAAACAUUAUGUCUGAACAGAUUCCAGACCUGCUCAUUUAUUUUCUUGUCUUUGAUUAUCUGUAUACUGUGUAUGAAAUGUUGGACAGGAACACUAAAACCUUAUAUGGAAGUUAUAAAUGUGAUACAGUGUAAUUAAGCAACGAUCAUUUAUCUUUUACAAAAUAUAUUUAAAUAUAAGUUUAUGAAUACUUG
Molecule: messenger RNA, 3094 nt
Organism: Astyanax mexicanus (Mexican tetra)
Lineage: Eukaryota; Metazoa; Chordata; Actinopteri; Characiformes; Acestrorhamphidae
Gene: tspan15
Product: tetraspanin 15
Exons: 8
Coding region: 87-971 (294 amino acids)
Cellular component (GO): membrane
Source: RefSeq, a predicted model, not a curated record